GCGCAGCUGGAGGGAGGGAGCGAGAGGGGGCAGCGAGAUCGCGCUUUCCGUGUCUGCUUAGCGGACUGACAGCCAGCUGUGCUGUUACAACGAUAACAACAACCCCUCGGAUUUCAUACACACCUCUAGAUUAGUGUUAGCUCGCUAGUGAUCGCAAUCGUCCCCUGUAGCUAGUUUUUUCAAAGUACAUUCUCGAUACCUUACACCGGCAGUGUCAUUUCCAGCGCCUGCUUUCCGUGCUAGCUAGCUAGAAGAGCAUUCCUCAAACAUGAAUCCGUUGUGUGGCAGAUGUAAUCGAGUCGUUUACCCAACGGAAAAAGUGAAUUGUCUGGACAAGUACUGGCAUAAAGGAUGCUUCAGCUGCGAGACCUGCAAAAUGACUCUAAACAUGAAGAAUUACAAAGGAUUCGAAAAGAGACCAUACUGCAAUGCACACUACCCCAAGACACAAUUCACCUGUGUGGCUGACACUCCGGAGAAUCGCCGCCUCAAAGAGCAGAGCAAGAUGCAGAGCCAGGUUCUGUACAAGGAGGAGUUUGAAAAGAAUAAAGGGAAAGGUUUCAGCGUGGUCGCAGACACACCAGAGAUGCAGAGAAUCAAGAAAACACAGGAUAAUAUCAGCAACAUUAAGUACCAUGAGGAGUUUGAGAAGAGCAGGAUGGGAGGAGAAGCCCCACCCCAUCAGCCAUGCAACCCUACUUCAGCAGCGUACCAGCCCCCUGCGGCCUCUCAGAACUACCACUAUGAGCCUGCUGCCGAGCCCGUACGUCAGGCGGCGGCCGCCCCUCCUCCCAGUGCCGGGAAGCGGUACAGGGCAGUGUAUGACUACUCUGCCGCUGAUGAGGACGAGGUGUCCUUCGUGGACGGGGACGUGAUCGUAGACGUGCAGCAGAUCGACGAGGGCUGGAUGUACGGCCGCGUGGAGCGCACCGGCCAGCAGGGCAUGCUGCCCGCCAACUAUGUGGAGGCCAUCUGAGAGAGGGAUAGAAAGAGAGAGAGGGAGGAAUAGAUGUGGAGGGAAAGAAGGAAAACGAAAAGCCCAGUGCCAUCUCAUCUUAAUGCCGCUUUCUCUUGAUUUUACUCUUGUUCUCUAAUCUGUCCUGUGAGACCCCAAAUGCCCCUUCUGCAUCCCUGAUCUGCUCUCACUGUUCAGCUCUCCCACCACAGACACCCUCUGUCUGUCUGUCCUCCUCUGUCUGUCUGCCUGCUUUCCUGUCUGUCUGUGCUGAUGCCUUGUCCGUCUCUGUUUGGAUGUCUAACAUCCUCCUUUCUGUCGCUCUGUUCCCAAUCCUAGCUCCACUCCUCUGGUGCUGUCACAAGUGGAAAUUGAAAGUCUUUAAUGAAAAAGAUAAAAACACAAUUCAUUGCAGUAUGUCAAGGGGUUAUGCCGUGCCACGCCGCUUCAUCUUUGCUAUAGCACUUGAAAUCCUAACAAAACAUAUUGCAAAAAAAAAAAAAAAAGGAAACUUUAAAGGCUUUUUUGCCACUAGUCAGUCAACACACAGUUGCCAUGGUAGCAGACAACUGCAGUCAUGCUGCAGAGAAAACAAGUUUGGACUAUGGGCGUGGCAUUUUCAGAGGCCUGUUUGUUUUUUGCUGUCGUAUUUGUGCAGCGCGAUCUUGGCCAGACUGGAAACAAAGUGUAGAAUCUCUCUGUAUUGGAUCAGUCCGAACUGAGCUUGAAUAUUUUGACUUGCAUACAUUCCUUUAUCCUCAAUACCCCACUGCUGUUGCAUCAGUCAGCCAGUUAUGAGUCUUAACAGAGGUUUUAUAUAUUUAUAUAUCGACACACACACAAUUCUCUGUUGAUAGAGAUGCCCCACGUGUUUAGCACUGCAUUGUGGGUAUUGUCAUGAAACUGGAAUCUUAACUUAACUGAAGUGCACCUCCUGACGUUGCCCUCUGCAGGCGUGUCAAAUACAGGAGGCAUCAGGGACAAGUUAGGGGACAUGAUCAGCCAAUGGCCUCUAACCCAUCUCUUAUGGUCACACUCACUACAUCACCUCAGCUGGUGUGAAUUUAUACACCUGAAUGCCUUCAGUCUCGAGUGGAUCGUAAAGUUGACGGCGAUUGUGAGGAGAAAGGAGAUGGGAACAGGUCAAGUCUCUCCCUAUUGCUAUAACAUGACCAUUAGAGUAGACCCAUCUAUAAAAGAGAAGGUCAAGCACAACUCUGUAUUGUGAAUCUUUUUUUUAUUUUUUUUUUUUAUUUUAACGUCAUUUCAUUGGUUUUGUGACUGAACAUUCCAUUUUGUUUUUCCAUGAGAUGUGAGUGAAAUUGUUGAACUGUGUAUCUUAAGGCCAGAAACCCUGGCUGUGGUUAACGUUGUUGUCAUUUCUCUCAUGCUGUUUUCUCCUUUGCUUUUCUUGCUGUUGUAAGAGGCUUAUUUUCAAACAAAUGUCAAUGUGUAAAAUGAAUAAACCAGCAACUCGAUUUAUGAACCAAGGCAGACUAGUUCAUCUAGACAUGCGCAAUCACAGAGCUAGAUCUGUUGUGUGGGGGGUAAAGAAAAAUCCACCUGCCGUUUCAGGUCACAACAGCGUUGGCUACCUGUAGACAAAAAAAAAAAAAAAAAAAAAAAAUUCAGCUGAACGCCUGCUCAAUCGAGACGAUUCAUGACCCGAGUAUCUGUUACGCUGGCUGUCUCUCGUCCUUGAGGCUCUAAAAGAGACCAAUGUUAUGGAAUGACACCCAUAAAUAAUCCAGAAAGUGCCAGUGUGUGUGCUUUGGUCAUGGAAUAAUGCAACCAUGAGGUCAGCGCUAUCACCUGCAACAUGAUCAGCAUUUGUCCCCAUUUGGCAGGAAUGUUUUUUUUCUUUUGCUGUCAACCGUUCACGCGGUUGGUAAAUCAGAAAAUUGUCAACCAGUUUUAAUAUUUUAGCAGUGAAUUUGGUUUUUCAGGCCCUCCAAACAAUAGCUGGUAGACUGCAGAAGUGGAUAGCAGACAAACAUAUCGACCACAGACAGAAUUUAUCAUUGCAAGACUGGUGACAGUUUCCCAUGCUAAUGAAUAAAUAAGGUUGGUUUAUAAAUCAGUUAAGUUGCUGCCCAGUUACCAUGAUGGCAUGCAACGCAACAUUUACACUGUAUCCUUACUUCACACAGUAUACUGUACUGUAGCUUUGUAACAUCCAUAUCGAGCUUAGGAAAUUACAUUUGACCAUUUCUGAGUGUUGUGUAAAAAAAAAAAAAAAAAAAAGAAAUCUCUUCAUUGGCUGCUGCUCAUACCUCUCUUUUCUUUUUCUUGCCGUUUCAUUCUCUCCUGUGAUGCACUGUGACUGUCACAGACAAGAGGGGUCAGGGAGGUUUAUCUUUGGGGGAGGGGGGCUGAAGGGUGUCAAAAAAAUUUCAGCUUAAUAAAAAAAAAAAGUCUCACUAUGUAGCUAGAUGACAUUGUACAAUUGUAUAUCUACCAUAAAGAUAAGUUAGGGGAAAUGUUUUUACAGGUCAUGGUGCUGUGGAAAGUGGCUUGCCUGCAGAUAAAAGUUGUCUUAUGGUUCAUAUUUUUGUGAAUGUGGAUGAGGGGGAAAUAAUGUGAUUUUUUUUUUUUUUUUUUUUAAUUGACUUAAAUUGAAAAUUCAGUAUGGUUGUGGUAUACGUUGGUGUUGGACAGACAUUAAAAUUUUCACAGCUUUCUAAUGUGAUUGAUUGUGACAGUGCUGAUGAUCGCUGAUGAUCAGACGAAAAACAACACACCUCAAACUGGCUAAGUGAUGAGUUUUCCAGACAAAAAAAAAAAAAAGAUUGAACAUACCAGUAUUUUGCAUUAACCUCUACCUGACAAAAGGACAAGUUUAUUUGCUAAAAACAUACAUGCUGGUCUGGAAAGCUGUUUUAGCGCUCACGAUUUUGUUUCUCCUGGGUGGAUUGAAGAGUGGGUGGUUUGGCUUGAAGUGACUUGAGUGUUGUUCCUGGCUUAAGUUGUUGUUUCAUCCAAUUGGCCUUUUUUUUAAUCAAAGCUUCUCUGUGGAUCACAUCAGCUCUCUUUUCCGGAUGAGCACAUUUAGCCAGUUUGUGUGAGAGUGCCUGUCGGUGGUGUUCUUGUGGAAACGGGAAACAGUGGCCAAAGACAGCCAGUAUUGUGUUAAGUGUGGCUCAGGAUGGAUUGUAUACCACUGUGGCAAGGCAAAGUCAAAUAUGAACAUGUGAUGGUGUUAGUGUGUGUGUGGCGCUGCGGGGUGCAGAGGACCGUGAUGUGACCUACUCAAUCUCCCAGCCUGUGAGACAGGGCAAGUUGUAGUCUGACCUUGAUAUUAGACAGGAGUUUAACCUCUUUGCGCCAAAUACGCUCUUCUGCUCUGGCAUCGCUCAUCUCCUGCACCUACAUCUCCUGCACCUACAUCUACUGCAUAUCAUAACCCACUCAGCUUCUGUCUAGUAUCCUGUCCACCCUACUGCUCAGAUCCCUUUUACUUUCGGCCUUCAUCUUAGGCUCCUACACUUCCGAUGAACCAUGCCCUGCUUCUAUGAUACUGGUUAUAUAGACUUUGCUGAGUGAAAUCAUGUAAUCCACAAUCACAGAAUUAGCAUUCAGAGGAUCGGUUUUGUGCAUUCCAUCUUAAAUUGUUUUGUUUUGAUAUCAUUUUGUUAUUUUUUUAAACAGAAAAAAAUAAAGAUGCCAUAUACAUCUUGACAUAUUCAUGUAUCAAAAAUCAGAAUACAGUCGAACUUAAGGACCUGGUAUCAUUUCUUGUUGCCCUGUUUCAGCACUUCGAAUUGUACUUCUGAUUUCUGCAGAUUCAAUAAAAUGUCAUUUUUUUUCUCA
This is a messenger RNA of Myripristis murdjan (pinecone soldierfish), 4765 nucleotides long. It is a transcript of the gene lasp1, whose product is annotated as LIM and SH3 protein 1. The coding region runs from base 269 to 976 and encodes 235 amino acids. The record is from RefSeq and is a predicted model, not a curated record. The transcript is spliced from 7 exons. Gene Ontology annotation, molecular function: actin filament binding. Lineage: Eukaryota; Metazoa; Chordata; Actinopteri; Holocentriformes; Holocentridae. Gene Ontology annotation, cellular component: focal adhesion.